Drosophila simulans is the source of this 1002-nucleotide messenger RNA. RefSeq lists its product as uncharacterized. The record is from RefSeq and is a predicted model, not a curated record. The transcript has 5 exons. Lineage: Eukaryota; Metazoa; Arthropoda; Insecta; Diptera; Drosophilidae. Bases 148 to 708 code for a protein of 186 amino acids.
UGUAAGAUUUACGAGCUUCUAUGACUUCCCAAUUGUUUGGUUGUUUAGUUUUAUUUUAUAAUUAUCAUGACGUCACAUCUUACAUCCAAGCGAAGCGAGAACAAUGAGCUUAGUUUCGCUUUUAGCCGAUCAGCGAACGGUUGAGCCAUGGAUUUAUUUAGCUGUUUGCUGCUGUGCCUGGGAAUUAUUUCAUUACCCAAUGUGUUUACAAUUUGCAUUCCGCCCAAUCACUGCAUUGAAGAUAUGGAGGAAAGCGAUGCGAAAGAGCGAUUCGACUAUGUACUUGGCAAAUAUGAGGAGGUGGAAAUGAAAAUUCCCGGAAAACCAGUUGGUUUGCAUGGGAAAGUGGUUACGCAUGGCGAGGCGGAGGAGCAGCACUUGGUGUUCCAGUACAUGGACAAUACGCUGCAUGACAUCAUCCAGACGUGUGCGUUUGUGGUCAAGCGGAAUCCCGGUGAGUGCGAGAACAUCCGCACCUACUGCUCGGCCUUUCUGAGCCGCCUGCCACGCCCCCUGCUGGAGCGCCAGCCCAUCAACGUGUGUGACGAUGGAACGCGAGUGGCGGAGGACGAGCCGGAAACGGAAGCGGAAGACAACCCGGAUGCAGAUGCUCAGGGGGAGGCUGAUCCGCAGCAGGAGCAGGGAGUUGGUCAAGCGGAGACCACAACAGCGGAGCCGGCCAGCUCCAAAUUAAGUGAAUUUUACUGAGUGGGGUGCAAUGUCAUCCUGCGGUUUGUUCAUUCAUCUCGACAUUUAACUGGCAAUUAAACGCACAAUUCUAAAAUAAGUGCGUAAGUAAGUGCAAUUGAGAUUAAUUUUCUUUGACAUUCAAUUUUCCGUUUUAAAUCACCCAACUCUUAUACUUUAUGAAUUUCCACGUAUUUUCAUGUUUUAAGUAUUAAAAACAUUGCGUAUACGACAUGUUGGUUUGCUGUAGUUGUGGUUUUAAGCUUUUGUUUUGACUCAAACUUAUAUUUAUUUGGGAAGUAUUUCGUAUAUCAG